Molecule: messenger RNA, 768 nt
Organism: Coniosporium apollinis CBS 100218
Lineage: Eukaryota; Fungi; Ascomycota; Dothideomycetes
Exons: 1
Coding region: 1-768 (255 amino acids)
Source: RefSeq, a predicted model, not a curated record
AUGCGCCUCCUCGCAGCUCUCUCCCUAUUAACAACGCUUACCACAAGCUCCUCCCUUCCCUCGCCUCAGCACAUCUUCUCCAACCCCUCCCCCGACGACUCCAACACCGACUACCGCAUCCCCACCAUCCACGAGUCCGCCAUCCAAGCGCGGCGCAUCCUCAGCCUCGAGACAAUCGGCACGCUCUCAACCGUCUUCCCGUCGAGCCAUGACUCCCUCUCGCCGUCCGAGAACCGCCCCUCAGGGCUAGGCGGCGCCCCAAUAGGCCUCAUGGACUACUACGGCGACUGCGAGCCCUCAACCGGCAACCCGACUAUCCUCGCCAUCAGCAUCGCCACGAGCUUCAAGAACGUGGCCGCCGGCUCAAACAUCACGUUGUCGUUGCGGUGGCACCCGCAGCACGGACACCCGCCGUCUCAUGCCUUCCACUCCGCCGCCGCGCUGCCGCGGUUCUCGCUGAUCGGGCAUCUGGAGGAGCUAGACGAGGACGAAGUCACCAAGGCGGGUGUGGCGGCAUGCUUUGUCAAGAAGCAUCCAGAUGCCGCCUGGUGGUUACCCGGGAACAGGAUUCACGAGUCUAGGUGGGUGAGGCUGGUUGUGGAGGAGGUGUAUUGGAUCGGCGGGUUUGGGGAUCGGGCGUAUAUUGGGUGGAUCCCGGUCGAGGAAUGGAGGAAUGUUACGAGGGAGGAGAUGGAGAGGAGCAAGCUGCCUGGGGAAAAGACUGGGUGGCGGGAAUGGUUUGGGGGUGGACUUGGGUGGGAGUUGUAG